GCAUAGUGAAGUUUACAGAGCGUCGACGGACUUUCAGCGAGUUCACUGUUUGCUGUUAGAGCAAGCAAGGAAGAUCGCUCUAGGAAGAACACUUGCGCUAUCACUGCUGUAAGGUGAUAAACAUACCUACUAAUCCCAACUGCUUUUCUACAGCAUAUUAUACAUGCAAAUACAUCGAAGUCGCAAGUUUUCUUGAAAAAGAAAACAAGACAAUUGAACUACCUUGAUUUUUGGUUGUAAUUGCAGCGGCAUUUAUAGGAGUGAGAUGGAUGUUAUUCCUAUGUGCAGCAUCUUUCAGGAGCUCCAGAUAGUACAUGACACCGGAUACUUUUCAGCUUUACCAUCUCUUGAGGAGUACUGGCAGCAGACAUGUCUGGAGUUGGAGCGGUACCUCCAGAGCGAGCCCUACGUCUCGGCUACAGACAUCAAGUUUGAGACGAGUCAAGAGGAUCUCUGGAGCAAACUGAUCCUGGCCUGCGGGGACAAGGCCGAGUCCGACCCAAAGAUCCACACUCACAUUAAGGAGGAGGACAAUCAAGAGGCCAACAGCUUUAACUCCGACGCCAGCAGUGAAGCGUCUGACAGCUCCGAGGAGCUCUCACCUCCCCUCGACUUCACCUCCAACCCACUAAGUGACAUUAUGGGAGAGGGAGAGGACCUGAGUUCCAUGGUUAUCAGCACUCCGCCAUCUUCUCCUGAGGUGAACAAGGAGGCCCCCUCCAUAUCCUCCCAGGUGUGGAGCGGUAUACAGACAGUGAUGCACUCGCCAGGGAAAAUACGGACAGGGGGCAUUGGUGGACGAACGGUGGAGAGGGGAAGCUUAGCCAAUGGAGAGGCUUCUCCAGACGGGAGGAGGCGGGUCCACAGGUGUCAUUUCAACGGAUGCCGAAAGGUUUACACGAAAAGUUCCCACUUGAAAGCACACCAGCGUACACAUACAGGUGAGAAGCCUUACAGGUGCUCAUGGGAAGGCUGCGAGUGGCGUUUUGCACGGAGUGAUGAGCUAACCAGACACUUCAGGAAGCACACUGGGGCAAAGCCAUUUAAAUGCAGUCACUGUGACAGGUGUUUCUCUCGCUCGGACCAUUUGGCGCUUCACAUGAAGAGACACAUCUAAGCGGUGGGCCCUGGGGCAGAGGAGAGCAGAGCGGUGUUGAGCGAUGGUCCUGACUGUCUCCUAACCUGUCUGUGGGGAGGCUGCAGUGCCCUGAGAGGGGAGGAAGGCUAGCGAGGAGAGCGUGCUCCAGUGAAAAGCAUGCAGGCCAUUUUUGCACCAUACUUAGUGCCUCCAAGACCUCUCAGAGGAAAGAGCUCUGAAAGGUCGACACAUUCUGAAUAAUAUCACGAAAACCACCAUGGAUGAAGGAGAAUUAAGAAAUUCACUAGAGAGAGGAGAAAGAAAAUAUCUGAGAGGACAAGGAAGAACGUUUUUUUCUCUGUAUGGUGUCUGAUGCUUUGCGGAGUUAGUUCCUGGUUUGAAAAUAUGCAGUGGUACUACUCCAAUAAACGUGUGUUGUUUUCUGUGAGCAUGUGGACUGACUGACUGUGAGCCUGCUGUCAGACUGCCUGUGACUGGGUGCCUGUCUGAGAAUGCCUGUAACUGGGUGCCUGUCUUAGAAUGCCUGUAACUGGGUGCCUGUCUUAGAAUGCCUGUGACUGGGUGCCUGUCUUAGAAUGCCUGUAACUGGGUGCCUGUCUGAGAAUGCCUGUAACUGGGUGCCUGUCUUAGAAUGCCUGUAACUGGGUGCCUGUCUUAGAAUGCCUGUAACUGGGUGCCUGUCUCAGAAUGCCUGUAACUGGGUGCCUGUCUUAGAAUGCCUGUAACUGGGUGCCUGUCUCAGAAUGCCUGUAACUGGGUGCCUGUCUUAGAAUGCCUGUAACUGGGGCCUGUCUCAGAAUGCCUGUAACUGGGUGCCUGUCUUAGAAUGCCUGUAACUGGGUGCCUGUCUUAGAAUGCCUGUAACUGGGUGCCUGUCUUAGAAUGCCUGUAACUGGGUGCCUGUCUUAGAAUGCCUGUAACUGGGUGCCUGUCUUAGAAUGCCUGUAACUGGGUGCCUGCCCUGUGGAUGUACAACUCCUGAGUAGAUGGCUUGUGUUGUGACCUGAAUGGCAUUGAGGGGAUGAUGAGUUUUUGACUGAGGUUUUAUUGUCUCGUGGUCAUGAAUGAAUUCGAGCAAAGGAGUUGUUGUGCUCUUGUGUGGAGCGCUGGUUGAGUCUAGGCUGGGUUUGGCAGUGUGUGUGCGUCUCAGCCGUCAGUUUUGAGGUUUGAGAGAGAUCACCACCAUCCGAACUGAGGUGGUACAUGCUCCUAAACGAGGUUUGGGGAGGGGAGGGGGGUUGAUGUUUGGUGCAGCUAUUAAAUGUGCAAUGUAUUAAGUAGCUUGUCUCAAAGUACAUGCUACAAAGCUAAUUUGUUGUCCAUUGUGUAAGCUCAGUAUCUAAAGGCUGUACACAACAUUGAUAUAUCAUUAUACCAGAAGUUGCAUGAUCUUGGGUUUGUUUGUCACUUGAUUAGGCCUACUUAUAACACAGGCAAAUCCCAAUAAUGAGCAGCUAUGCAUCCAUUUUACUCCGUAGAUACCACAGUAUUGUACAGAAACAUAAAGCAGUGAUGUAUUUGUUUCCUUCUUUUCUUUUCUAUGUUUGGAGAUACCACUAUUGCUUGGCAACUGUGUUGAUCAUGGGAUAGUUUUAUUUAUAUUCAGUUUAAUAACUAAUUUCUUUAUUUUUGUCCUCUUGCUCUUCUCUUUUUCUAUAUCUGUAAAUACACUGUGACCUUAAUGAUGCCUUAUGUAAGUGGCCUUGUCCAGAUAAAUAGAUCACUCACGGGAGGGGGGGUGGGGGGUGGGGGGUUAAAUGCGGUAGUGUGUGAUUGAAUAGCUUUAUUAAGGCUCCGAUUCAUAUGGUUGCACCUUUUUCCCUUUGUCUAGAAAUGAUGGUUGGUCUGAAGACUCUUGAAUAAAAGUUAAGCUUUAUACUUA
Molecule: messenger RNA, 2981 nt
Organism: Oncorhynchus masou masou (cherry salmon)
Lineage: Eukaryota; Metazoa; Chordata; Actinopteri; Salmoniformes; Salmonidae
Product: Krueppel-like factor 6
Exons: 4
Coding region: 266-1117 (283 amino acids)
Biological process (GO): regulation of transcription by RNA polymerase II
Molecular function (GO): DNA-binding transcription factor activity, RNA polymerase II-specific; RNA polymerase II cis-regulatory region sequence-specific DNA binding
Source: RefSeq, a predicted model, not a curated record